Molecule: messenger RNA, 3612 nt
Organism: Micromonas commoda
Lineage: Eukaryota; Viridiplantae; Chlorophyta; Mamiellophyceae; Mamiellales; Mamiellaceae
Exons: 1
Coding region: 1-3612 (1203 amino acids)
Source: RefSeq, a predicted model, not a curated record
AUGGAGGAGGCGGCGCCGCGGGCCGCGCCCCUGCAGCGGCUCGGACCGGCGCUACGUGCGGUGUUGGGAUGCGAUCCCAAAGCGUUGCGUCGCGCGAUGGAUUCCCGCGCGGCGGGCGACGGCGGGGCGUCGAGCGGUGGCGGCAAAUCUGUGAAGAUGGCGCGAGAGCUCACGGACGCGCUCGACGAUAUCGCCGCGUUCCUGGCGGCCGACGUCGCCGAAGAUGCCGACUCGGGCGCGGCGGCGGCGUAUCCCGCGGUGGAUCCGAUGCUCGAACACGUCGUUCGUCCCGCGAACGGCGGCGUCGCGGCCGGGAUAGACGCGACAGCCAAGUCGAAGAAGGUUGCCCUCCGAAUCGUCGCGUGGUUGCUCGCCUCGUCGCCGCGAGGCGCGGGCGACGAGUGCGCCGCGCGCGUCGGCGCCGCGCUCGCGCGUCGCUGUGCACCGCCGACGCCGAAGCGCACGAGGCUCGCCGCGUGCAUCGCGCUUCACCACGCCGCCGUGAACCUCGUCGACGGCUUGCCCCCGUCGUGCUCGCCGGAUGCGAUCGCCCCCGGACUCCUCGCCACCGCCGCGGAGGCGGGCGAGGGCGACGCGCCUACCCGACUCCAGGCGGAGGCUGCCGACACACUCCUCGCGAUCACCACGAGGCUCGCCGUCGUCGACCACCGCGCGCUGUGGCGGGCGCUGCCCCACCUUCGAGCGGUGACGGAAUCCGUCGGCGGGUGGUGGCCGGCGGCGUGCCGAGCGCCGAGGAUCGCGGCGAGGGAGGCGUACACGCGACUGCGGCGCGUCGAGGACACGGGGGACGCGGAGGCGUGGUCGCGCGCGCUAGCGAACGCGUGGAUGGACUGGGCGCCGCUGCUCGCGGUGCGGGGGGGACUGGACGGGAUCACGGCCGGCGCUGUCGGGCGCGACGUCGACACAGCUGUCGGCGGCGAGGUCCCGUCGCCAAGUCACGGGGCCGGGGACGGGGUCGAAUCCGCGCAGGCGCGCCAGCUCGCGAGAUGGCUGGAAACCGCCGCGGCGGCCGCCUCUGCCGAACGAACCGGUGGGCACGGGGCGACCGCCGCGGCGAGCGAACGGCUCGCGCACGCGCUCGUCGCCGUCGGCCUGCUCGUCGGUCGGGCGGGCCUCGCGGGUGGCGGGGAAAGCGGCGACGCACACGCGAGGGCGGCGCUGAGGAAUCGAGCCGCGGACGCGUUGGUGCCCGCGCUCGGGUCCCGGAGCGGCGCCGCGCGUGACCUCGCGGCGUCCAUCGCGGCGUGCGCCAUCGGCGGCGGAUGGGGCGCGGAACACGCCGCGUUACUGGACGGCUCACUCGCCGCGCUCGACGACGCGUCAGCCGUCGGCGACGUUCGGUCCACGUACUCGGGCGUCGCCUCGCUGGCCUCGGCGCUCGUCGCGGCCGAGCCACGCGCCGUGGGUUUUGGCGGGACGCGACCAGGCCUCGCGCGCGUGCUUCGAACGUGCGAACACGGACGGACCGAGGAAGCGCGGGCGGGUGCGCUCGCGGUGAUCCGGAACGUUCUGGAGACGGCGGCGCCCGGCGAAGACGUCGUCGUCGGGUCGGAGGCGGCGGCGAUAACCGCCGCGUCGCUGGGGGCGCUGAAAGACCCGACGUUGGUCGUGAGGAAAGCCGCGGCGGCGACGUUCUCCGCGCUUCCAAUCCCGGACGUCCUCCCCCGCCUCCUCCGCGCAUUAUCCGCGAAGGACGCGAGGGAACGGGCCUCCGCGCGGGAGAGCGCGGCGGGCGCCAUGCGAGCGUACACGGAAACACGCGGGGCGAGCGCGGCUCUGGACGCGUUCAUCGCCGCCGUGCGACCUGGACCGGGUGAGGGCGACGUGGUAAGCGGGGUGAGCGAAAACGACGCCGAGGGUUCGCGCGCGACGUCUGUCCUCCGCGGGUGGUCCGAAAGCCUCACGGAGGAUCAGGCGCGCGAGGUCGCCGCGGGUAUCGCCGCCGCGACGCUUCGUAACCCGGGCGUGACGGCACUCGUCCGCGUCGCGUCCGCGCUCGCGCCGCGGGUCGGGGAGCCGCCCGCGUGCAGGGAGACCUUCGCCGCGGUGCGCGCCGCGUGGUCGGCUUCGAGACCCGCUGAGGCGUCUGAGGCGUCUGAGGCGUCGUCGAACGCGGACGACGUGUUCGAGCGCCUCGCGCCGCUUCUGGUGCUGCGAACGCUACCGCUGGAGGCUUGGGACGACGACCACCUCUUCUCCGUCGACGAGUCCCCGUCCGUUCCCGACGUUCUCCUCGACAUCGCCCUCGCCGGCGCCGGCGAGCACGACGAGGUGCGCAGGGUCGCCGCCGAGCUGCACGGUAGGGCGCAUCCGGACGCCACGUCUGAGUCGCGCGGCGUGAGGCUCGCCGAGGCGGUCGUCGACGGCGCGCUCGGCCGGGCACGCGCGUGCAUGUUCUCGCUGUGCUCGUCGUUGGCGUUUCGCGGGAUAGACGCGUGUCCCUCGCACUCGUCGACCGCGUCACCGGCGGCGACUCGCGAGGUUUGCGCGCGAAUCCUCGAAAGUUUGGGUAUGGACGAUUCCGACGAGGCGACAAAGACGCGGAUGGGCGCGACGGAGACGCUCGCGUCGUUGGUCCGCGCCGAGCUCGAGGACGCCGACGUCGAUCGUCCCGGCGACGACACCGACGGGGACGACGACGAGCCUCUGAGCCUCGGGGACGAGCCGCGGGGCGGUCGCGCCGAAGGCGGGCUACUCGAGCCCGCGGACGGCUUUGGACAAAGCCCGCUGACAAAGUCGCUCGCGAACAUCUACGUCGACCCGCUCGCUGCGCCGACGCCCGCCGCCCGACGCGAGCCGCUCAUCCGGGUGCUCGACGGCGACGACGGGACGGAGAACGUGACGGAGAACGUGACGGAGACCGGGACGGAGAACGUGACGGAGACCGGGACGGAGACGAUUCCCCCGCGCGACGGGAGUCGUCCGACGAGACGCAGGCGAAGCGCGACGCUGAACGGAAUCCUCGCCGCCCUGCAGGGAUCCUCCGCGCCGGACUGGACCCGCCCCGCGGACGGAAACCCCGGCGCCGCGACGCGAAUCCGCUUGACCCUCGCCGACGUCCUCGUCUCCGUCGCUCGAAGGCCCCUUCGGGACGCGGACGCGGCGGCGGCGUUUGCGGACCGAGCGCUACCCGCGCUCGCCGCCGUCGCCGGGGGUUCCGGCUCUGCUGCGUGCGAAAAAGCCACCGAAAAAGCCACCGCCGACGCGAACCGUCGCGACCCGUGCGACGCGACGCGCGCCGCGGCGUUCCACGUCGCGAUGGUCGCCGUCGCGCCUGUCACCGGUGACGGCGAGCCGUCCGGUGGGUUUCGCGUGAGCGGCGGCGGACGCGUCGCGUCGCACGCGAGGUUGCUCGCCGCCAGCUGUGCGUCGACGCUCCGGAGUUCCGGGGACGUUCACGAUUCGGUUCGCGUCGCGGCGGCCAGGCUGGUCACCGCGCUCGUCGCGGGGGACGACGAUACGCUGGAGGCGCUGGCGGGGUCGAUCCCGGAGGUGAGGAGCGCGCUGAGAAGCGCGGUGGACACGGCCGAGUCCGAGGAGCUGGCGGACUCGUGCCGACGGCUGCUCACCUGCAUGGGAGCAGUGGCCUAA